Messenger RNA from Bipolaris zeicola 26-R-13, 4119 nucleotides. RefSeq lists its product as uncharacterized. The record is from RefSeq and is a predicted model, not a curated record. NCBI's taxonomy places the organism in Eukaryota, Fungi, Ascomycota, Dothideomycetes, Pleosporales, Pleosporaceae. Gene Ontology annotation, molecular function: potassium:chloride symporter activity. Bases 1 to 4119 code for a protein of 1372 amino acids. Gene Ontology annotation, biological process: chloride ion homeostasis; chloride transmembrane transport; potassium ion import across plasma membrane. Gene Ontology annotation, cellular component: membrane. The transcript is spliced from 3 exons.
AUGACCGAUGCAGACAAUGCCAACAACGAACUGACUAGACGCCCAUUGCCCAGGGCACGCUCAAACUUUGCUGCUCGUACUGCCCGUGACGACACGGAGCGACUGCAUCGCCGCUCUUUUGCCCAGCAGUCACCCCCGGCAUCACCACCGACUGAGGGCACUCCGCUCCUAGCCGGCAGCGGACAGCAGCAUGCCAAUAGCUUGGAUGGCUCGCAAGAGACUGAACAUCAACAGCGAGGUGUAGGCGGAUGGUUCUCUAACUUGUUCACUGCAUCUCGAAAAGCCUCUGGCCAGGAACCCGCAAGUCAUGGCAAGACACCCCCCAUGACCGAGUCCUCCAAACCACGGCCUGGGGCUUUCCCCAGACCCGUUGGAGGCACAGACAAGCUAGGCACCUUUGCCGGCGUCUUCGUCCCCGUCACCCUCAAUGUCUUGUCCAUUUUGAUGUUUCUGCGAUUUGGCUUCCUCCUGGGUCAGGCUGGACUCGUUGGCAUAAUGGCCAUGUUGAUUGCCGCUUAUGCCAUAAAUCUCUUGACUACCCUGAGCAUUUCUGCAAUCGCUACCAACGGCACCGUCAGGGGCGGAGGCGCCUACUACCUCAUCUCGAGAAGUCUGGGACCAGAGUUUGGGGGAAGUAUCGGUAUCGUCUACUACCUUGGCUCCGUCUUCAAUACCUCUCUAAACGCCGUCGGCUUGAUCGACUGUCUCAUUGAGAACUUUGGGACCCAUGGAGGUAACAUGGCAGAGUGGAUGCCCCAGAGCUAUUGGUGGCAGUUCUUAUGGGCUACCAUCGUCUUAGUCGCAUCUACCAUCAUUUGUCUAGCUGGUAGUGGGCUGUUUGCACGUUGUAGCAAUGGACUGCUAGUCGUUCUGCUUAUCGCGACCAUCAGCAUUCCCCUCUCAGCCGUAGCCUUGCCUCCGUUUGCUGAGCCCAAGGAGCAUGUUGUGUUUACAGGCCUUAGUAUGGACACCUUUCGUCAGAACCUGCUUCCUCACUUCACCCGCGGCGCGGCAGGCAGUGUAAUCCAUCACCGUGAAAAUUUCCAAGACCUCUUCGGUAUUCUCUUCCCUGCCACAGGAGGCAUUCUCGCUGGUGCGAGCAUGAGCGGAGACUUGAAGCACCCCAGUAAAGCCAUCCCAAAGGGCACCCUGUACGGCAUAGGGUUGACCUUUGUCCUAUACACCCUUGUCAUUUUUGCCAUGGCGGCAUCCGUAACCCGCGAGACCCUCUACAGUAAUACCAAUGUUAUUCAACUAACCAACAUUUCUGGUGCCGUCAUUCUUGCUGGCGAGAUGGCGACAUCAUUGUUUUCAGUACUCAUGGGUGUUAUUGGUUCCUCCAAGCUCUUGCAAGCUCUUUCUCGAGAUCAUCUUAUUCCAGGACUUUCAUUGUUUGGUCAAGGUACCAAGAAAUCGGAUGAACCAAUCUACGCUAUCGUAAUCACCUAUGUCAUUGCCCAAAUCACCAUGUUUGCCGACAUCAACCAAAUUGCAUCCUUCAUCACAAUGACAUAUCUCAUGACAUUCCUUGUCACCAACUUGGCUUGUUUCUUGCUUAGAAUUGGAUCUGCCCCAAAUUUUCGGCCUUCGUUUCACCAUUUCAGCUGGCAGACAGCUGCGAUGGGAACUGUUGCAUGCGGAGCAACUAUGUUCUUUGUUGAUGGCUUCUAUGCUUCCGGCUGCGUAGGUCUGUUGAUGGUCCUUUUCCUCUUGAUCCAUUACACAACGCCUCCAAAGCCCUGGGGAGACGUCAGUCAAAAUCUCAUCUUCCAUCAGGUUCGAAAAUACCUACUCCGUCUGCGUCAAGAACAUGUCAAGUUCUGGAGACCACAAAUUCUGCUCCUAGUCAAUGAUCCAAGGCGGCAGUAUAAAUUGAUUCAGUUUUGCAACUCUCUGAAGAAAGGAGGCCUCUUUGUCCUAGGACAUGUCAUUGUCUCCGAUAACUUUGGCGAAGCUGUGCCCGAGGCCAGACGGCAACAACAGUCUUGGACAAAGUAUAUUGAUUUCUCCAGGAUCAAAGCGUUUGUGAAUAUCACUAUCUCACCUACCAUAGAGUGGGGUGCUCGCAACAUUGUACUCGGUGCAGGUUUGGGUGGCAUGAGACCAAACAUUGUCGUCAUGGGUUUCUACAAUUUGCCCGAGCUGAGGCAAGCACAGCCAUCAGUGGGAAUCCCAUCACCUCAGCCCUCACGACCUACUAGCAAGGCUGCAAACCACCCCAUAUCUCGGAAGGCUAUACAAGCAGCAGCCAGAUGCCGUGUGACUGGUAACACACACAGUGCGCUCCCUACUGACGCCAUGAAGCCAGAAAAUGCAAUUGCAAUUCGCAGCUAUGUCACCAUCAUAGAAGACCUCAUUACGAGGCUCCAAGCAAACGUUGCCAUAGCCAAGGGCUUUCAAGAGCUUGAGGUACCACCCGCAAAGCCAACAACAAAGCAAAAAACGCUCAAUUUGCUCGGCUUGGGUGAAAUUGAUAUUGACGACCCGUCCAAGGAAUACAUUGAUCUUUGGCCGAUCCAGAUGUCAGCAGAGAUUGCCACUACUGGCGAUGAACCGCUUCGGAAGAACGUUCUAACAACCAACUUUGACACAUAUACACUCAUCCUCCAGCUAGGUUGUAUCUUACACACUGUGCCGUCGUGGAAACGCAUAUACAAGCUGAGGGUAUGUGUCUUCGUCGAAUAUGAGACAGAUGUGGAAGAGGAGCGAGGGCGUGUUUCCACCUUGUUGCGCAAUCUACGUAUCGAGGCCGAGGUCCACGUCUUUUGGCUAUCAUCUGGAGACUUGGGAAUGUACGAGGUCAUCAUCAACGGGCGCGACGAAGGAGACUUUGACCAGACUGGGCGAGAUAUCGAUUACUCUCUCGAAGAUGAGCGCUGGUGGCAAGACAUCAAGCGGCUUCGCCAACCGGAGGGUCUGACUGCCAGUCAGGAAUUGGAGCAGACGGUCGACAUUCUUGAAGCUGUCACAAGCUGGCCAAUUGCUUCGUUUCAACAUGGCAGGCAAGAUGCUAACCCGAAACGCUUCUCUGCACUAAGAAAGAUGUUACGAAAGGCUAAGCGCAGGUCGUCAGUUGGAGAAAGUGGUAGAUUUACAAUGCGGAGUCAGAGGUUGCCUGCCGCUCUACUUGAGGACAGUGACAGUGAUACGCAACCAUCCAUCAAUGCAGAACUUGAGCGAGAAGAUGACGAUGCUGAUGACGAGGGCGUAGCGUCAGAUAGCGAAGCCGUGGUCAGCGGCAGUAACUUCGACGAAUACGAUCUGGACGCAUCAAGUGACGAGGACAAUCAAGAUGGCCCUACCACGUCGCUGCGACGCAGAAAAACAGCACCAAGCACUUCAUUCUUCUCCCGCCAGCUCGACCUCCGCAAGGCUAUCUGGAAAGGCAACCGCAAAGACGCCUCUUCACAAGGCGAAGACAGACCAACCUCACAAUCUGUAACGCCUCUCAAACCCCAUUCCAACGCCAGCGCUUCCGAUACCGCCAUCCUCCGAGCUGAAAAGCAUCCAAAAUCCCACAGCGUAGCCAGCUCCUCCUCCCAGAUCUCUGGCUCCUCCCACCCAAACCCUCCAACCAUCGCUCCCCCCAUCCGCCGCCAAUCUCUCCCAAAAUUCACAUCGAACCCCACCCCCCGCGCCGCCGUCUCCACAGAAGAAGACGCCCGAGGCCCCUCCAUCAUGUUCGUCGAUACCCCCAAACCCAACUUAGCACCCACCGAAAACCCACUCGACACAACCUCUUCUUCCGCCGUCCAAACAAGCACCCUCCCACCCCCUUCCUCCACCCACCCCGCAUCCACCUGCCAACCACCCCCUACCCAACCCGGCACCAGCACAACCCCCUCUCUCGCCUCAGGCUUCCCAACCCACCAAUCCCUACCCCUAUCCUUCAACGACCUCCCUUGCCGCGCCCAGCACCUCAUCCUAAACGAACUCAUGCAACGCCAUAGUUCGAAUACAGCUGUUAUUUUCACAACGCUGCCGAGUCCACUACAAGGCACGUGUGAAAGUGAAGCGGAAAGCGUAAAGUAUAUUAGUGAUUUGGAAGUCUUGUGUCAGGGGUUGCCGCCUACGCUUUUGGUGCAUAGUAAUAGUAUGACUGUUACUAUGAAUUUGUGA